AUGGCUCCCCUUUCUGAAAUAUGCGUCAUCGGAGGUGGGAUGAGUGGUCUCGCUACGGCUCUGGCAAUGGCGAAAUAUCUAUCGAGUCGAGAUGAGCCUGUCAACGUCACCGUUUAUGAACUUCGAGAUGAGCCAACAACUCCAGGAGGAGCUGUCAAUCUGAUGCCUAAUGCACUGCGGAAUCUCGAUAAACUCGGGGUGUACAGCCACCUCAAACAAAACAAGUGCGGUGUUGAGAUAGACAGGAUCGAGCUGUUCUCCAACUACUCCGGCCCAGACCAGCUUGCUUCUAUGGACUUUGUCGACAAGGAUGGCAACCCGCUCGGGAGCUUUAGGGGCCUUAGGGUGAUGAGGUCUGAUCUCAUGGAAGCCAUGCUUAACGCCAUCAGCGCCUCGACCUAUGCGAAUGUCACUUUGAAUAUACUCUAUGGCAAAAAGCUGGUGAGGAUAGAAGAGCCUGCUUCGAACCCGAAAGAAGGAGACAAAGGGGUGAAAGUGUCGUUUGAAGACGGAACGACAAUCGAGGCAGACCUAGUUCUAGGCUGUGACGGGAUACACUCGAAGACACGGAUGAACCACGUCGAGCCCGAACGUGUACCAGUUUACACCGGCAUCUCCACUGCCCAGGGAUACGUGGAUCGCAAAGCAGUCCCGUCAGACCUACAUUUUAAGGGAACUUGCUUGAAUAUGUCGCGAAGGGGAUCCUUGCUGGCCACUUUCUACGAGCCAACCCACGAGAGUAUCUACAUGGCAUCAGUGAUGGAGGCUAAGGAAACUCUCUCUCGUGAUGGAUGGAAAACCAAAGGCGCAGAUCAAGAUGCUGUCAGGGAAGAUAUCCUGGAUAGAUUUGGCGACUCUGCCUUCCCCUGCGUAAGGGAAAUGAUCUCAGCGUCAAAUAGCUGGUUCUUAUUCCCGGUUUACAAGCUACCUCCUGGCGGAAAGUGGUGCACGGAAAGAGUCAUGUUACUGGGGGAUGCAGCCCACGCAAUGCCCCCACAAGGCGAGAGUAUUGGUAUCGCGAUCGAAGAUGCCAUCCUGUUUACUCGCACGCUCGCAAAAUAUCGAUCGUUUCCACUAUCAAAGGCGUUCAAGGUCUAUAAGGAACUGCGCCGUGAUCGCAUACAUGAACAGUACCAAGAGGCAUCGAGGCGGUGGGAGACCGUUCGAGACUGUGGGUAUCUUGUGAAUAAGUUAAAAGAGGCCAUAAUGCCUUGGUGGAUUUGGUGGUCAAACGAAUCUCGCGUGAAGACCUUCAUGUCGGAUGCCGAAUCAGUUAUAAUCCCUUGA
Molecule: messenger RNA, 1287 nt
Organism: Arthroderma uncinatum
Lineage: Eukaryota; Fungi; Ascomycota; Eurotiomycetes; Onygenales; Arthrodermataceae
Product: salicylate hydroxylase
Exons: 2
Coding region: 1-1287 (428 amino acids)
Molecular function (GO): FAD binding; monooxygenase activity
Source: RefSeq, a predicted model, not a curated record